AUGCUUUUUGACUUCCUUUGCCAGCUCCACGACAUCUCCGAGAAGUGCGGUCAACUCAUCCACCAGCCCGUCCAAGGUCUCGUCAAAGUCCGUGACGACGGCAGGUGCCGGCUCUGCCUCUUGAAUCUGGUUGAGGUUUUGACUCGCGGCAUAACCGGGCAUCUUGCAAAAGAAGCAAGGAUUCAAGCACAAGACGCUCACGGGGGAAGCGCUCGAAAGAAGCUCCAGGAUGUCAGAGAAAACAUCGUGCUAUCCAUGCAGCGCGUGUUCGACGGCCGUGUUAGGGCCACGUUUGACAAGUUCAAGCCGUACGACAAGUUCGAGAUAACAGCUGUGACAACUGAUGGGGCCACAGCCAUCGACUUUGACGGCAGGGUCGCCAAGAACAAGGGUAGCAUUACAAAAGAGAAGCUCCAGGAACUUUGGGAGCAACAUGUUGAUGGUCGGCCGGUGACGGAAAAAAUCGUGGCGGAUUUCAAACCCCUGGCCGACUACACGCCUACUAUCAAGGAAAAUGCCCAGGGGCAGAUAGACAUGCAAGAGACAUUCGCCAACGCCAUUGCCGAGAAUCCUUGGAUCAAAGCGUCUUGGUUCAGAUGGAAAUACCUACAACGUGUCAGGGGCAGCCACCAGGAAAACAUCAAGGAGCUCAGGACGGCGCUUGAAAGCAUUGAGCCACUCGUGUGCGUCAAGCCCGAAGCUCGCAAGCGCGAGGUGGGAAGACUGGACAGACGACAGAGCAGCGAUGCCUGCUUUCCCUGGGAAUUUCCCGAGCUGAAGGAAAUUGUAGACCUCCCACCGGCUACGGAGGGGUCAGAAGGAGUGACGAGUCCCGAGACUCUUGUGGCAGAGGAGGGAGCCGCCACUGACCACUUCGUCGAAAGGGCAAAGAGGGCCAACCAGGUGUCGGUGGAGGAGUUCGAUAAGACCAUUGGAGAACGCCGGCCCAAGAUACCAGACUCGUGGGAGAAGAAGGGGGCCACGACGUUCAACGAAGUUCGGCAGCGGCUCGGAUACAAGGCACUGGAGCCUACUUCGCCGGAACUGGUCCCCGGAAACGGCGGCAUGGCUUCUGGUACUCUUGAAAGCUUGGGCGGAGCGGUUGGGAGUGUCCUGUGGGUGAAGGGCAUCGUUCAGUCCUUGCUGUCGGAUAGCACUGCUUUGGACAAGCUCGCCUGCCUUUACGGCUAUUAUCCCCUUUAUAGUUAUACAGACCCAACCCAGUCUUUUGCUGCCAAGCUGGAGAGCGCUUUCGUAAUUGGUACUGUAAGCGUGCUGUCCGAGGCCGCCCAGAGAAUUGGCGCGUUAAAUGCGAGUGGCUCGCCCGACCUCCACGGUUCUAAUGCGUUGGGCGGCGAGGGAGAGCCAAUCGACCUGGCCGAGCUCGAAACCGGAACCCAGAAAGCUAUUUAUAGGAUCCAACAAGACAAGUGGCAUGUGGUUGCGCGCCGACAGCGCGAGUUUCUCUUAGGCAUCCCGCAAGAGUUCGCGAAUGGUAAAGCCUUCUCGGUGUCAGAGCUGGCCAAGGAGCUCAAUAACAAGCUCAUCGAGCAGAUCAAUGAGGCAACGUUUAUCCGGAAUUAUCCUGAUCGAGGCACAGCCGACGAUUCUGUUGGCGCUUGGCUCGGCGGUCCAUUGACCCAGCCUGCUGACCCUUAUUCCGAGGCUCGCGCGCAGAUGCAGGAGACUGCAUUAUUCCUCCAGGGUCGUCUCAAGGAAGAGGAGCUUGAUGAUUCUAUCUCCCCCGUUGAUAACCUCGACUUGCUCAAGGGACUUCGACUUGUUGCUGCUAUGAAGCUCGGCAGGAUAUAUGAAGUCAGAAAGAUUGAGUAUCUGGACAAUUACUACACCGACAACCCGUACAUCCUAAGCCCUACAGCACCUCCGCUAAUCAUCAAUCCGUACAUUCCCCCCGUUGGUGUGCUAGAUUCUCCGUAUAAUUAUUUUCUCGUGGGUCUAGCUAUCGGGCUCAUGGACGGCGUGAGCGGCAAUGACUUGAGAGACGAGGUGACGCAGUAUCUGAAGACCGAGACGUGGGGAAUCCGGCUAAAGAACUGGCAGGCAAUGCAAAAGAAGAUCAAAGCAAUGCGGAAAAUUGUGACCAAGAUGUCCCAGCGACAAUACACCGGUCCCCUAUCACCUGAAGAGUUCCUGAGCAAGCACCUGAAGACUUGUCGCAGUUUGGACAGUUUUUAG
This is a messenger RNA of Metarhizium acridum CQMa 102, 2196 nucleotides long. NCBI's taxonomy places the organism in Eukaryota, Fungi, Ascomycota, Sordariomycetes, Hypocreales, Clavicipitaceae. The record is from RefSeq and is a predicted model, not a curated record.